Messenger RNA from Schistosoma bovis, 1410 nucleotides. The record is from the annotation of a GenBank genome assembly. NCBI's taxonomy places the organism in Eukaryota, Metazoa, Platyhelminthes, Trematoda, Strigeidida, Schistosomatidae.
AUGAAUGAUACUACUUAUAAUAUUACAGUAGAUUAUCAUAAAGAGGAUUUAAGAACAAUCACUACACAUUCUACUAUCAAUGUAAAUUCUAAGAAAAUAACAGAAUUUCAUAUGAAUUCAUGGACAUCAUUAUCAACAUCAUUAUCAACACCAUAUAUAUCACGUAUAGAAGAUAGUGAAACACACCAAGUUUAUAGAUCAUUCUCAGCAUCAGUUGAUAUAACUCAUACAAAAACUGGACAAGCUACAUUGAAACAUCAACAACUAUUAAUAAAACAUCCAGCUGAAAGAACUGAACAUAAACGAUUGUCCUAUGGUGGUAUCGUCAGUCUUUCUAUACUGGGGGUCACUUUUGGUUUAUUAUUGCUAAUUUGGUUUUGUAAACGUUGUUUAUUGAAAAAACGUCGAUCAAAAAAAGAUGGUAAAAAAAUGUCAUUAGCUGGUGGAAAAUUAGCAGCGGAUUUAAAAACAGCAGCUCAUUUAUCAGAAGCAUUAAAAAGUCAAGAUAAGGUUGCAUUGAAAACCGACAUGGAAAUGAAUGAACAAGAACAAGCGGGUGAUCAUGAAAAGGAGAAACAAUAUUUUGGAAAAUUACAAUUUUCAUUAGAUUAUGAUUUUCAAAAAGCUGAGUUAACGGUUGGUGUAAUUCAAGCUAAUGAUUUACCAGCUAUGGAUAUGUGUGGUACUUCUGAUCCUUAUGUAAAAGUUACUUUAUUACCGGAUAAAAAGAAAAAAUAUGAAACAAAAGUACAUCGGAAAAUUUUAAAUCCUGUAUUUAAUGAAACAUUUAUUUUCAAAAUUCCCUAUGCUGAAAUCAGUUCAAAAACGAUUUCGUUUACUGUUUAUGAUUUCGAUCGAUUUUCUAAACAUGAUCAGAUUGGACAAAUCAAAGUACCAUUGAGUACUGUAGAUUUAUGCAAUGUAAUUGAAGAAUGGCGUGACUUAAGUCCUCCAGAAGGGGAAGGUGAGAAGGAAAAUCGUCUAGGUGAUAUCUGCUUCUCAUUGCGUUAUGUUCCAACAUCUGGUCGAUUGAAUGUGAAUAUAUUAGAAGCUAAAAAUUUGAAAAAAAUGGAUGUCGGUGGACUUUCAGAUCCCUAUGUGAAACUUUCAUUAAUGUUUAAUGGUAAACGUAUUAAAAAAAAGAAGACAACAAUUAAGAAAUACACAUUAAAUCCUUAUUACAAUGAAUCAUUUGCAUUUGAUGUACCAUUUGAUCAAAUACAAAAAGUCAAUUUAAUUGUCACUGUUGUUGACUAUGAUCGUAUUGGAACCUCUGAACCAAUAGGUCGAAUUGUAUUAGGUUGUAAUGCAACAGGUGCAGCACUUCGUCAUUGGUCAGAUAUGUUAGCUAAUCCAAGACGUCCUAUAGCACAAUGGCAUACAUUACAAGAUAUGCCAGAAAAAAAUUGA